AUGGAGGAAGACUCGGUGCCGGCCAAGAUCCUGGCCUACAACCGAGCCAACCGGGCCGUGGCCAUCCUGUGCAACCAUCAACGGGCCGCCCCCAAGACGUUUGACAAGCAGAUGGAGAACCUUCAGGCUAAGAUCAAGGCCAAGCAUGAGGCCAUCAAGAAGGCUCGGAAGGAGUUCAAGGCCAUGAAGAACGAGUACAAAUCCAGCCGUAACGAGAAGGUCAAAAGUGCCCUGGAGCGUAAGAAGACCCAAGUGGAGCGUCUAGAGGAACAGCUGACCAAGCUGGAGGUGAGCGCUACAGACAAGGAGGAGAAUAAGGAGAUUGCGCUGGGCACCUCCAAGCUGAACUACCUGGACCCUCGCAUCUCAGUGGCCUGGACGAAGAAAUGGGCAGUUCCCAUCGAGAAGAUCUACAACCGCACACAACGGGACAAGUUCCGAUGGGCCAUCGACAUGGCGGGACCCGAUUUUGUAUUUUAACGAGAGGCAAGACUUAUAUAUUUUCUAGACAAAUCACAAACACAUUCAAACAUUUGACAAACCGUUAUUAUUUGUACAGAUACAUAGUAGAACGUUUUUGAUGUUAAAAAAAAAGCAUUUACUACUUUAAGAGCGUCUUAAAAUCCUCCUAGCCACCGAUAACGAAUCAGAUUCUUGUUUUUUUUCCGCGUCGUAAGAGAUUUUUUUAAAAUGUACUUGAAAACAAAUAAAAAUAGCUGCCAGUCCUGUGAUUUUUUUUCUGUUUCCGCGGAGUGACAACUUCUGUUGAAUGAAAUUCACGGCAGUUUUUUUUUUUUUUUACAAAUAAGGUGGCCUUUGGGUCUUAUUUUAAUAAUGUACAUCUAUGUAUUUUCUGUUGGGAUCCAUGUUUGUGGAAUGUACAUUGAAGAGUAAAUUCACGCUAAACGUUGGAAAGUUAUUGUAGCACUCGUGUUUGUUUAGUAGGCUUUAUUUUUAUUUAAUGGGGCAGUUGUGACAAAUUUGGAGGGAAUUUGCAAGUUAUAAGCCAUGUUUGUUAACUUUUGAAAUUCUCCUGUACCUGAAUUUUGUCUCUUUUUUUUUUCAUCCGACUGCCCGUUUUUAAAUGGAUGUUGAAAUUGCCAAGUAUUUUUUGUUUCUUUUUUAAGUUUAUUGCUUCCAAUUUUUGAGUGAGGGAAAAUUUGUUUCUCAAUUUUAUGUUUUGUUUUGAAGGAUGAAUAAGCAAUAUUUCUUAGCUGGAUAUUCGUGACCUGUCAGAAAAACAGUUCUUUAAAACUUGGAAGUGAAAUGUUAAAUCCCAUGCCUUAAUCAAUUUGAAGUUUGUCAAGCGCAACAGCCCAUCAAUUAAAACUGAAAAAA
Messenger RNA from Patiria miniata (bat star), 1338 nucleotides. RefSeq names its product DNA topoisomerase 1-like. The transcript is spliced from 4 exons. Gene Ontology annotation, molecular function: DNA binding; DNA topoisomerase type I (single strand cut, ATP-independent) activity. The record is from RefSeq and is a predicted model, not a curated record. Gene Ontology annotation, cellular component: nucleolus; chromosome. Lineage: Eukaryota; Metazoa; Echinodermata; Asteroidea; Valvatida; Asterinidae. Bases 1 to 480 code for a protein of 159 amino acids. Gene Ontology annotation, biological process: DNA topological change; chromosome segregation; DNA replication.